AUGGAUAAGUUAGAUCCUCCUAAGUCUUUGAUAUUAACAGGAAAUUUAGCUGAAAAUUGGAGAAGGUUUAAACAGCAGUUUGAAAUCUAUCUGAUAGCAUCGGGUUUAGACAAAAAGGACGUAAAAGUUCAAGCAAUGGCGUUGCUACACGUGGCUGGCUAUGAAGCGUUGGAAGUGUAUAAUACAUUUCAGUGGGACACAGCAGGGGAUGAUGUCAAAGUUGAUAAAAUAAUGGAGAAAUUUGAAAGAUAUUGUAAUCCAAGAAAGAAUUUAACAUUUGAUAGACAUUCGUUCUUUACAAGAAACCAACAGGAAGGUGAGACAAUAGAUACAUACGUUACUGAACUAAGAAAUAAAGCCUCUAGAUGUGAAUUUGCUGAUCUUAAAGAUGGAUUAAUGACAUAAUUAAUGACUCUGUAAGAGCACGUCUGCUUCGGGAAUCUGAUUUAAGCUUGGAGAAAUGUGUAGAUAUUUGUAGAGCAUCUGAAAUAAGUGCCUUCCAAUUGAAGGAACUUACUGAUGAAAAGUCAGUACAUGCAGUGCGGGUUGAAGAUAAGGCGGGUCAAAGUGAUACAUGGAAGGAAAAGAGAGAAGAGAAAAGGGAUAAAACUGGUAAUAAUAUUUGUAACUAUUGUGGUUAUCGACAUAGGAGAGGUCGUUGCCCAGCAUAUGGUAAGAACUGCAAUAGAUGCAAAAAGUUGCAUCAUUUUGCCAGUAUGUGCAAAGCAAAAGAGAUAAACUUUGUUGAUAAAACUGAUGAAGAACAAGAUCAACAUUUUUUUAUUGGAACAGUUAAGUCGGAUGAAGCGAAGCAGGACGAUUGGUGUGUAAAUUUGAAAGUAAAUGAGCAUACCACCUCAUUUAAGAUUGAUACAGGGGCCCAGUGUAAUGUCGUGCCAGUGAGCCUGUGUAGAAAAGUUGGAAUUGAAUACAAUCACAAAACUGGAGCUAAGUUGAUUUCAUAUUCAGGUCAUGAGAUUAAGGCAGUAGGCAAAGUCACAAUUGCAGUUGAAUGCAAGAACAAGUAUUAUUUGCUGGAUGUACAAGUUGUAAACUCUGAUGUCAUACCAGUAUUAGGGUUGCCAAGCAGCAAUGAAUUAAAUUUAAUUCAGAGAGUUCAUAACAUUGAGUCAAGUAAUGACCAAAGCACUGAAGAAAUUUUGGAAAAGUAUGAAUAUUUAUUUGAAGGAAUUGGUACUCUACCAGGAGAAUAUGAAAUUAAAAUUGAAGAACCUGCCAGUCCAACAAUUUAUCCACCAAGACGAAUUCCGCACCUGUUAAAGGAUAAGGUAAAAGAUGAGUUGAAUAGAAUGGAAGCAAGGGGCAUUAUAACAAAAGUUGAACAACCAACCAAAUGUGUUAAUCCAAUGGUGAUGGUGAAGAAACCAAAUGGUGAUGUACGAAUUUGCCUUGAUCCGGUGGAUUUGAACAAGGUGAUUCAACGAGAGCAUUAUACGUUAAAAACAGUUGAAGAGGUAGCAGCUAGCCUUGGGAAUGCAAACAUAUUUAGCACAUUGGAUGCCACGUCUGGGUUUUAUCAAAUAAAGCUUACAGAGGAAAGUACAUGGUUUACGACCUUCAAUACACCUUUUGGAAGGUAUAAAUUUGAAAGAUUGCCAUUUGGAAUUGUAUCAGCACCAGAGGUUUUCCAAAGAAAUCUGGCUCAGACUUUUGAGGAUAUUGAAGGAUGUGAGGUGAUCGUGGACGAUUUUUGGUAUGGGGUAAGGAUGAGACCGAGCAUAAUGAAAGAUUAAAGAAGGUAAUAGAGAGAGCAGCUGAAGUAGAUUUAAGGUUUAACAAGGAGAAGUGUAAAUUUAACAAGAAGGAAGUGAGAUAUGUUGGACAUAUAUUUGGGAGUGAUGGUCUGAAACCAAAUCCAGACAGAGUUCAAGCUAUCAUAGACAUGCCAGUACCUCAGGAUCGUAAGAGUCUACAAAGAUUUUUGGGAAUGGUUAACUAUUUGAAUAAGUUUAUUCCAAACUUAGCAGAUAUAAGUAGACCACUUAGAGAGUUAAUGGAGUAUUCAGUGGCAUGGCACUGGAUGGAGAAACAGCAAGAAGCAUAUGAUAUCCUUAUUACGUUGAUUGCUCAAGCGCUUGUGUUGAAGUAUUUUGACCUUGAUUCUGACAUUACAAUUUCAGUUGAUGCAUCUUCCGAAGGCUUGAGAGCUUGUCUGUUACAAGGAAAUCAGCCAGUAGCUUAUGCAUCACGAGCUUUAAAUCGGGCAGAGCGUAAUUAUGCACAAAUAGAAAAGGAGAUGCUUGCAAUUGUGUUCGGUGCCACCGAGUUUCAUCAAUAUAUUUAUGGAAACACUGUGACAGUAGAGACAGAUCAUAAGCCUCUGGAAAGUUUGUUUAAAAAGGCACUUUGUAAAGCACCGCAAUGUAUACAGAGAAUGAUGCUUAAAGUACAGCAAUAUGAUUUGAAGGUAAAAUAUAUACCAGGUAAAACAUUGUAUAUUGCAGAUACUCUUAGUCGUGCUAGUCAGACCAGUAUGUCAGAGUGCAUGGAUAAGGAAGAAUUUGAAGUUCAUUUAUUGGUACCAAUAUCACAAGAAAAAGCAGAAGAGUUUAAGAGGGAACUAGAUCGAGAUCCCAUUAUGGUAAAACUUAAAGAAACAGUGUUGCUAGGCUGGCCAGAUAAAAUAUCUGAAGUAGACCCAGAUUUACAAGAAUAUUGGAAUUUCAGAGAUGAAUUAUGUAUCUGUGACGGACACUUGUUAAAAGGUGAUCGCCUAAUUACACCAUCUGCUCUUCGUCCAGAAAUGGUAGACAAGAUACAUAGUAGUCACUUGGGAAUGGAGAAAUGUCUUAAUCGAGCAAGGGAUUGUCUAUUUUGGCCAGGUAUUACUAAGCAAAUUCAAGAUAAAGUUGCCAAAUGUCAAGUUUGCAACCGGUAUAGAAAUAAGCAAGUGAAAGAGCCGUUAAUACCGCAUCAAGUACCUGACCGGCCUUGGCAGAUUUUGGCAGCUGACAUGUUUGUAUUAGGCAAAGACAAAUAUUUACUUCUCGUGGAUUAUUAUUCAAAAUAUUUUGAAUUAAUUAGAGUCACAGACAGUACAAGUAAUACGGUAGUGAAUGUUCUUCAACAACACCUGGCCAGAUAUGGACUUCCAGAGAUUCUUUAUACGGAUAAUGGUCCAGAGUUUGCCAGUAAGGAAUUUUUCAACUUUGUCAGAAAGUACCAGUUUCAGCAUGUCACAUCAUCACCAACUUUUCCACAAAGUAAUGGGUUUGUCGAGAGAACUAUACAGACAGCAAAGAAAUUGCUGAAGAAAGCUUGUGAUGAUGGGAGCGAUCCUCAUUUAGCACUUUUGGAAUUGCGAAAUACUCCAAUACAGGGAGUUGGUUUAUCACCGAUGCAACUAUUAAUGGGCCGUCGUGGUAAAACACUUAUACCUAUAAAGCAGUCCUUGUUAAAGCCAAUGGCAUAUGAUGGAGAAAAGGUUCAACAAUCAUUAACAGAGAAGCAAAAAAUCCAGAAGAAAUAUUUUGACCGAGGAAGUAAAACUUUAGCACCGUUACAGGAGGGAGAUACUGUGAGGAUGAGAUGCGGAAACACCUGGGAACCAGCCAGGUUAGUGGGAGAAUCUAAACAAGGAGAACCUAGAUCGUUUGUUGUGACCGCCAAUAACAAAGAAUACCGGAGGAAUAGAAAACAUAUACUAAAGACUUCAGAAGAAAUUCGUUCAAGUCCAGAGAAGACCAGUACAAUAGACAUUGAAGAACCUGUUUAUAGUGAGUAUGAUACAGUGGGAGUAUGUGGUGAAAAGCAAAUUGAAACAAGUGGCAAAAGCAUACAAGAAGAAACUAAUGGGACAUUAGUAAUCACCAGUUGUAAGUAA
Molecule: messenger RNA, 3844 nt
Organism: Paramuricea clavata
Lineage: Eukaryota; Metazoa; Cnidaria; Anthozoa; Malacalcyonacea; Plexauridae
Source: the annotation of a GenBank genome assembly